AUGAUCGCCACCCGUCAACCGACAAGGACAGAUCGAAGCGAAAUGACUUUCACCCUCACGCCACAUUCCAUGCUCGAUCCCCAUUCUCACCAUCCGGCUUCUUCCGCUAGCACCUCUAUCUCCCCGCCACCGUGCCCUCCUUCGUGGAUCGGACAGAUCCCGUUACCUUGCUCCGACAAGAAACAACGGGACGCUCGGGGACAGGUAUGGAGAAACGUCUCGCGAUACGCACCUCGAGCUAGGGAAAAGAGCACGACGAAGGUGGACGAAGGAAAGUCUGAUAAAGGUCGAACCAACUUUGGCCUGAAGCCCCAAGCCUCGUCGACCAGCGGAGAGUUCGGGUCGAGGAAAUCGCAAUUGCAAUCCCGAUCGGACGAUGACAUUAAUAAUGGAUAUGGCUAUCCGAGCGUGACCGUCAUUCCCGUCCUCUCUCCACCUACAUCGUCCUACACCUCGUCCUCCUCUUCGAUCUCGAUCUCGACCUCUUCUUCCUCGUCCCUCUCCUCACCCAACGAUCUCGCCCUCAUUUCCCCCUCGACGGGCCGACCACGAGGUUCGUUCUGGGCUCAAUGUCCCGCCCGACCUACUCUCCCGCAUUGUCGCGGAAGAGGCAGACUUCCGGUCAGGGGCUACAGACACAACACUCCGUUGCCGUCGCCUUAUGAUCCUAGCGACCUGGACGACGAUGAGGACGACGAAGAUGGGGAGGACGACGAGGUCUUGAGAGUCAAGAGCCAGAAAUGGUUCCUCGCGCCUCCUCCUCCUUCAUUACCUCUACCUCGGAUCGAACGGGCCGCUUCGGGGAGCACGAUCGUCAGGUCUCGAGAUGUAUCGUCGACUCGAUCCGGGAUUGACGAUGCCUCUUCCACUACCACUACAAAUACGGCAAACACGAUCCGAAAUCGGAAUCGAGCGCGACGGGGGGCGUGUGAGAGGUCGAGGUUGAGAUUGAGGUUCAAGUUGUUCCCCUUGGAUGACGAUGCCGACGACAAGACGGAUCAUCAAGAGAAGAACGAAGAGGUCCUUGGACGGUUAUUGGGAGAGCCGGAGGAGGUGGUGGUGGUGGUGGUAGGAUCGGAUUUGGCCGAUGGAGGAGGGGGAGUUGUGGGGAAGCGAGAGGGAAAUGGAUGCCACGAGACGCGGUUAGGAGCGCGAUCGCGUGGAAUCGAGAUCGAGGCGCACGAGUGGCCCUUGUGCUCGUCCUCGAUGCGACAUGAAGGCGGCCACGCAGACGUCAACUUGAAAGACGGGAAGGGAUCGACGGCGGUACCCCUGGCGAAACAUGUCCAGGGGGAGAAUGUCUGCUGGCGAGCACGACAUGCUGCGAGGUAUGCCUCUAUGACGGCUCACCGGAAUACGGACGCUUUCCAGUCGUUCAAGUCGAUGUCCGACCUCGAAGACCCGGCUUUGCUGUCUAACGCUACUUCGACCAAACAACCCGCCUUCUCAGUCCAACUCUCCGUCAUCUCCGAACCCUCCUACUCGGGCCCCUUGUGCACCGCUCCCGAACCUUGCCUCCAGCUACAACCCCCGCGCCGCCGAUCAGACGGGGACCUCUUGCGCAAACGCGUCUUGGAGUGGAACAUGGUCCUCAACGGGAAAGUCUCCAAUGUGAGACCGCGCAAGGACAAGGAGCCUCGGGAUCCUAUCAAUACGAGACGGUCGAGUUGUCCGGCCAAGCUGGGUUCGACCGUCCCCACGGUAGAGGAAGUCGGAUUUGAUGAAGACGAGAUGGAUCAGGAGAUGGGGGAGGGAGAAGGGACUGUGGAUGGACCAGAAUUUCAGAAUCGAUGA
This is a messenger RNA of Filobasidium floriforme, 1794 nucleotides long. RefSeq lists its product as uncharacterized. The transcript has a single exon. The coding region runs from base 1 to 1794 and encodes 597 amino acids. NCBI's taxonomy places the organism in Eukaryota, Fungi, Basidiomycota, Tremellomycetes, Filobasidiales, Filobasidiaceae. The record is from RefSeq and is a predicted model, not a curated record.